AUGGAACCGCUAACCAUCACCGUCGGCGCUGUCUCUCUAACCGGGACAAUCACCAAAGCUAUCUUUACCAUCAACACCUUUGUGCGAGCCGUCCGCGACGCUCCUAGCGAUAGGGAUGCCGUCAAGAGCGAGCUAGUCACUUUAAAAACCGCUCUCGACGGUCUAACCGACGACUUCGAGUCAGCGGACCCGACCUCGGGGGAUGAACCCAUACCAAAAGUCGUCCAGACUCACAUCGUGAAGAUCAUUGGGAGUUGCUAUGACGUGGUGCAUGCUAUUGAGGACCUGCUUCAAGAGCAUUCGGGAAAUGGUGUGAAAAUGAAGGCAAAGUGGGCUUUAAGUGGGAGUGAUGAUAUGGCGAAGUUGAGGUCGAAUCUAGAGGCGCGUAAGUCGGCUUUAGAGCUGGCGCUGGAUGUGGUUGUGCUUGCCAUUACGAAAGAUAUCAGGAGGGAUACUGGCGACAUCAAGCAGGAUACAAGAGAUAUCAAGGACACCACCGAAAACAUCAAGCGGGAUAUCACAGAGCUCAAGAGCGAUGCAGGAGCUCUUCACGAACACUCCACUGCUAUCAAAACCGACACGUCUCGGAUUCUGGAAGAGAUCCUGCGAUUGCAAACUCUCCUCCCAGACAAUGUUCUACAGUCCUUCGGUGACAUGUCUAGCUAUGCCGAGUCUGUCCUGGACGCGUCCCCGCGGCAUUCCAUCGACGAACCAGAACACCCCAAGCUGAAAGAAGAUGGCACCGACGAAAAGAGGACGACGAAUGGUCCAUCUAGAUCCGUCCAGGACUCGUCUCCACGGCAUUCUGCCAAUCGGAAUCCGAAACGGCUCACGGAUGAGGAUACCAAAUCCCACCUUCGAUCCGACUCCGUCUGGGCCACGGAUAGAGAAAAGGAAACCAGCAGGCAAUCCAGACGAAUGCUAACUCAUGAGCUGAGCCUCGGUCAAAACGGAUCGAGCUUCCCCAGGAGUGAUACCUCUGGCGGGGCAGCGGCAAGUACAACGAGAACAACCCUCCAAAAGCCUGAAAAGCAAUCCCAACUAUCUUCCAUUCACCAGCAAGGCCCGGUCCCGAGCGAAUCGAGCACCCUCCAGAGUAGCAGCCAUAUCUCGGCUGACCCAACGACAAGCGCAAUUAGAAAGGCCUGCGAAGGUCUGGACAUUGAGAACAAAAAAGAGCCUGACAGCCAUUCCGAGUUAGUUUCGUUGUUCAAUGAUCUUAAUUGUGUCACUCUGAACGGUAAAGAGCUCAACAUCGACAUUCACCAGAAUAAACUCGGUCCACAACCAGGGGACGUCCAGAUAUCCCUCGAGGGGCUCAAGAGAUACGACAGAGCGCACACAGAAGAAGUUAUCCGUCUAUAUUCUCAAUCACAAGACCCGACGGAGAGGCGAGUCCUUCACAUCCUCCAGCAGAUGCUCGACUCGGACAUAUCACCGUCCCUGAGUGUAAGUCCCAUAGGAAACAACAUACGCCAUCUUCGAGGGACCAUCCUUGGCCCUUCUGAUUCACCUUACGCGGGCGGCAUUUUUCAUGUUGAGAUUGUCCUCCCAGUAGGAUAUCCGUUCAUGGAACCUCUUGGGCAAACGCUCACAGGUGUUCCGUUUCCCCGUUAUCAUGGAUUCUUCAAAAAGGAUUGGCCCCACCUUUGGGAUCCGUCGGCGUACCCCUGGGCGCGCUAUCACAUGUAUCUUGACCGUAUACUCUCUAGCUUUCACAAGAUGCUCGCUCGGGCAAAGCAAGAAAGGCCUUGGCUAGAACCCAGGGCGUCAGAAUUUCACCCCAACGCCCUACACCCAACGGGCUUUUUCUACACUUCUGAGCAGAGAGUCCGGGAAAUGACCAACAAAUUCGCCCAGCCGGCCCAAAAGCUUUCCCUUCCACUGGUCGAUGCACUCGAAAACGCGACAUCGUUAGCUGCCAAGUUGGAGGAGUGCAAGAAAUUGAAGCCUGGCCCAGCUGCCGAUCAAAUGGUGGCAUUAUCAUCUGCCCGGCUCGGCGCCUUCCUGGUGAAGGAGGGCACUACGCUGAAGCUUGACGAGGCGACAAAACUGCUCAGGGGGGCGCUCAAGAUAUUUCGAGAGCGUGGUCAAUUUCAAAUGGGCGAGCGUCCUUUCAGGUGGCGAUGUAGAAAGGAGGACGAUAACCCGGGACUACUCUUCGCGAUGAGUAGCCUUACACAUGCGCUUUGUCUCAAGGGGGAGUUGAGCGAAGGGGCGGCGCUUGGAAAAGAGUAUCUCGAGCAGCUAGCACUUACCUAUAGGCUCCACCCUUCUUUCGUCGAGUUCGAGAUAGGGGAGAUGGAGAAGCUGUUCGCUGUGACCGGCCCCGGGACCAACCCUCCCGUAGUCGACUUGGAGAACCUCAAGAAGGAAUUGGAAAAGAAAUGGGAAGAGUGGGAGAGGUGCUAUGAAUCGGCAUGACGAAAUCGAUUGGCUGAGUUCAGCAUCGUGUGCGGAACGGACGACGGAAGACAAAAAUGAGCUAGGCGAUUUCUGCGGACAGAGAGGCCCGCGACAUCUUUUAACCGAAGCUCAUCGGGUUACGCGCAAUAGUCACCUUCAAGCCUGCCUUGCCUGACCACUGGAUCUGACAUUGAUAUGAUGUGGUUUAGCUAGGGGCGGCAUUUCUUUAAUCAGAU
Lindgomyces ingoldianus is the source of this 2642-nucleotide messenger RNA. RefSeq lists its product as uncharacterized. The transcript is spliced from 3 exons. The record is from RefSeq and is a predicted model, not a curated record. Bases 1 to 2424 code for a protein of 807 amino acids. Lineage: Eukaryota; Fungi; Ascomycota; Dothideomycetes; Pleosporales; Lindgomycetaceae.